Impatiens glandulifera is the source of this 3330-nucleotide messenger RNA. Its product is annotated as putative white-brown complex homolog protein 30. Lineage: Eukaryota; Viridiplantae; Streptophyta; Magnoliopsida; Ericales; Balsaminaceae. The record is from RefSeq and is a predicted model, not a curated record. The transcript has 13 exons. Gene Ontology annotation, molecular function: ATP hydrolysis activity; ATP binding; ABC-type transporter activity. The coding region runs from base 1 to 3288 and encodes 1095 amino acids.
AUGAAUGUACCUAAUCUUCGAUUGCUUCUUCUAUUCAUUUUAUGCCUAGGAAUUUUGCCGACCAGUUUGUGUGUAGAUGGAGAUGCAUACAGUCAAUCUGGAAAUCCAUCUAUGUUACCUCUCGUAACAUCCUUAAUCUACGAUCAGAUGUCAAAUGUCACCUCAUUUUUCAAGCCAGAUAUCUCCAAUUAUCUCGGAUUCUGCAUAAAGGACGUGGAUGCUGAGUGGAAUGCAGCUUUCAAUUUUUCAGAUAAUUUGGAUUUUGUGACAAAUUGUGUCAAACAGAUAAAGGGAGAUGUCACUAAACGGUUAUGCACUUCUGCUGAAGUAAAGCUAUACUUCAGUAGCUUCUUUGAGGCAAAAUCAUCAGCUGCUCAAUUCUUACGUCCGAACAAGAAUUGUAACUUAAGUUCUUGGGUUCCUGGAUGUGAGCCAGGAUGGUGUUCCACUAUUCCUGCUAAUGUUAAAGUUGAUAUAAGAAAUUCAAAGGACAUACCAGAUCGAACCGAAGAUAGUCUUCCCUGUUGCGAAGGAUUCAUAUGCCCUCAGGGCAUCACUUGCAUGAUUCCCUGCCCAUUAGGUUCUUAUUGUCCACGUGCAAAGCUCAAUCAAUCCACUGGUAUAUGCGAUCCGUACCGUUAUCAGUUGCCUCCUCUUUCGAAUCAUAGCUGUGGUGGUGCUGAUAUGUGGGCUGAUGUUACGACUACUCGUGAGAUAUUCUGUUCAGCUGGAUCCUACUGUCCAACCACAACCAAAAAGGUUUCUUGCAGUCGUGGGCGUUAUUGCCAAAUGGGUUCAACAAUUCAGAAAAGAUGUUUUCAACUGAGUAAUUGUAAGGCAGGAACUGCAGAUCAAGAUAUCCAUGUUUAUGGAGUUAUUCUAAUUGUUGCACUGAGUUUGAUGCUGCUCAUAAUAUACAAUUUCUCUGAUCAAGUGAUAAGUACUCGAUAUAAAAGAUUGGCAAAAUCUAGGGAAGCUGCAGCCAGGAGUGCUAGAGAAACUGCCCAAGCAAGACAAAGAUGGAGGAAUGCGAAAGAAAUGGCCAAGAAACGAGCAUUGCAGAUAUCUCGAUCGUUUUCACGUAAGCCAUCGCUUAAAGAUUCAGACCAACCCAAUGCUCCAAGUCCGGCGCCGCCACCUGCCCCAGCUCCGUCUACUUCCACAGACAAACCAUCGGCUGCUGCUGCUGGAAAGAAGAAGGAUUCGAGCAAUCUCACAAAAAUGAUCAAUUCAAUUGAUGAAAACCCAGAGAGCAACGAGGGGUUCAAUUUGCAUAUUGGAGACAAACACAUUAAGAAACAAGCACCCAAGGCGAAACAGCUUCAUUCUAAGAGUCAGAUUUUUAAAUAUGCAUAUGGUCAGUUGGAGAAGGAGAAAGCAAAUGAACAGAAGAAUAAAGAUAUGACUUUCUCAGGAAUUAUCUCUAUGGCAACUGAUGAAGAUGUCAGAACCAGACCCCCGAUUGAGGUCGCUUUCAAGAAUUUAACGAUUACUCUGAAAGGAAAAAAGAGGCAUCUUAUGAGAUGUGUAUAUGGGAAAAUCAUGCCCGGUAGAGUAUCUGCUGUCAUGGGUCCAUCUGGCGCCGGUAAGACAACAUUUCUCUCUGCCCUGGCCGGAAUGAUCACUGGAUGUACUAUGUCAGGCUCAAUUCUCAUAAACGGAAAGCGCGAAUCCAUUCACUCAUACAAGAAAAUUAUCGGUUACGUUCCUCAAGAUGAUACUGUUCAUGGAAACUUAACUGUGGAGGAAAACCUCCGUUUCAGCGCUCGAUGCAGGCUGGCUUCUGAUUUGCCGAAAGCAGAUAAAGUUUUGGUUGUUGAAAGAGUAAUCGAAUCUCUUGGACUUCAACUGAUAAGAGACUCACUAGUAGGAACUGUAGAGAAAAGAGGAAUCUCAGGAGGGCAGAGGAAACGAGUUAAUGUGGGACUUGAAAUGGUCAUGGAACCUUCAUUAUUGAUAUUGGACGAGCCAACCUCUGGUUUGGAUAGUUCCUCUUCCAAUCUGCUUCUUAAAGCACUUCGUCGUGAAGCUCUUGAAGGGGUUAACAUCUGCAUGGUUCUUCACCAACCUAGCUAUGUGUUAUUCAAGAUGUUUGAUGAUUUAAUACUUCUGGCAAAAGGCGGUUUCACUGUCUACCAUGGAUCUGUUAAGAAAGUGGAAGAAUACUUUUCUGGUAUGGGAAUAGAUGUCCCAGAUCGUGUUACUCCUCCUGACCACUUUAUCGAUAUUUUGGAGGGGAUAACUAAACCAGGACCAGGUUUGACUGCUCAACAGCUUCCAGUAAGAUGGAUGCUUCACAAUGGUUAUGCAGUUCCUCCAGAUAUGAUGGAUAUGUGCGACGAAAUUGCAAAAUCUUCAGCGGGUAAAGGUCAGAAUACUGCAACUGCUGCUACUACUACCGGAGGACAACAAGCUGGGGGGGAUACGUGGCAAGAUGUGUCUUUAACAGCUGAUUCUCAUAAUGAAAAUGUCGAUUUCGAACCUUUGAAAGCCCAUGAUUUGUCUGGACGGCGUACACCUGGUGUUCUUAGACAAUUUCGAUAUUUCCUUGGCAGGGUUGGAAAACAGAGAUUGAGAGAAGCUGAUAUGCAAGCAGCUGAUUAUCUGAUUUUACUAAUUGCUGGAGCAGCACUUGGAACUCUUGCACAAGUUAGCGAUGCGUCGUUUGGGGCUCUUGGAUAUACUUAUACCGUAAUAGCUAUUUCUCUUCUUUGCAAGAUUGCAUCUUUAAGGUCAUUUACACUGGACAGGUUAAAUUACUGGAGGGAGAGUGCUUCAGGAAUGAGCAGUCUAGCUUAUUUCCUUUCAAAGGACACAAUAGACCAUUUCAACACAAUUGUGAAGCCAUUGGUUUAUCUUUCGAUGUACUAUUUCUUCAACAACACCAGAUCGUCGUUCCUAGAUAACUACAUUGUGUUGGUCUGCCUUGUGUAUUGUGUGACUGGAAUGGCUUACAUGUUUGCAAUACUUCUCGAACCUAGUCCAGCUCAAUUGUGGUGUGUACUACUUCCAGUGGUGUUGACUCUGAUUGCAAACCAAGAUAAAGACGACCAAGUCUCAAGACUUGUGGGACGAUAUUGCUAUCCAAAAUGGGCUAUGGAAGCCUUUAUGCUUGCUAAUGUUGAAAGGUACUCGGGGGUAUGGGUGAUAACACGAUGUGGGGCGUUGUUGAAGAAUGGGUAUGAUCUUAACAACUGGGGAAACUGUCUGAUGUGCCUCAUUCUCACAGGCAUCCUUUGUAGAUUUAUAGCUUACGUUAGUUUGAUUGCUUUCCAAAAGAAGGGAUGAAUAAUUCAUCAAGUCCUACACUUUUUUUUUUCGGUUUUGUAU